AUGGCUACAAAGAGCACAUAUAACUGGAUGACGGAUGAGCGGUUCAGGUCAUGUUUCACGGGCCUCGGAAAGCUCAAGAACCACACAGUGUUUCUGUACCUAAAAGAGAACGCAAAGCCGUACAUAUCGCCGCCAAGACCCCAACCGUUUUACCUUCGAAACAAGAUAGAUGAGGCGGUCAAUCAAAUGCUGAAAGAAAAGGUCAUAGAAGAGCACAGUGGCCUGGCGGAAUGGGUCUCAAACCUAGCAGUCAUAUUUAAAGAGGGGGGCCAACUACGCGUCACAGUCGACCUCCUGGGGUUAAACUCGGAACUCAGAGACACCAGGAUCCCAAUCCCAACCCCAGAAAGCAUCAAGGCGAAGCUCUCAGGGUGUAAGGUGUUCUCAAAACUGGAUUUCAAGCAGGCCUUCCACCAACUCGUCCUGGACCCGGCAUCAAGGCGCCUAACAGUCUUCAGGAACGGGCCCAAGCUUUACCGUUAUAAAAGACUGUGCAUGGGACUUAAGCCGGCCUCGGGCGAACUCUCAGCGGCGUGUGCUAAGGCGUUCCGUGGGCUCAAGGGGGUCUUCAUCAUCCACGAUGAUGUAGUGGUGGCGGCACUGACAGUGGAGGAACACAAUGCUAACCUGUGUGCCUUCCUUGACAGGGUGUCGGUCAUGGGCAUGACCCUCAACCCAGAAAAGUGUAUACUCGGGGCAAAAUCCAUCAGGUUCUGGGGGGUCUUGGUGGGGCAGAACGGCAUCUCACCAGACCCAGAAAAAAUAGAAGCACUACAAUACGCACGAACCCCGACGUCAAAAAAGGAACUAAUCUCGUUCCUCUGCAUGGCAAGAGCAAACCAGGACUUCAUCCCAGCCAUGGCCAGCCGCACAUCCUCCCUCAGAGCCCUGACUCACAAACACGCCCGCUUCAGGUGGGAAGCCCGCCAUAAGGAAGAAUUUCAAUCACUCUGUGGUGCACUGUCAGGCUCCAUUGGCCUAGCUUUCUUUAAUCCAAAACUCCCAACACACGUAAUUGUCGACGCCCACACGGAUGGCCUCUGUGCCAUUCUGGCACAGGGAGAUACGCCCCUAAGCGGUCAGGCAGUGGCUGUUGCAUCGAGGGCCACAUCGGAGGUGGAAAAAAGGUACCCACAAUUGGAUUUAGAAGCCGUGGCAGUCGACUUUGGACUCAGAAGGUUCCGCCCAUACCUCAUCGGCAACCCAAACGUGGUGGUCCACUCGGACCACAAACCACUGGUCCCAAUCUUUCGGAACUCUAGACAGGGAUCUAUUCGAAUUGAGAGGAUCAAGUUAAGGCACCAGGAUAUCACAUACCGCAUCCAGCACCUCUCAGGGGUGACAAACCCAGCGGACUUCUGCUCGAGGAGCCCCAUCCCAUGGCACAAAUUACCACGCAACAUCAGAAGUGAAGCAGACGAGCCUGAGCGGCUGCUCUACCAUUUCCACGUUGGGGGCAUUGUCUCAACAGUGGGACGGGGCACCAUCGUGGAGGCGGCAAGGAGGUGCCCGGAAAUGUCGUCCCUUGCCAAGUACAUUCAGCAUGGGAAAAGGGGAAAAACCCCCACGAGCAUAUUGCAGUAUGCCAAGGUCAUGGAGGAGCUCUCGGUCGCCUAUGGGGGUACAGUCUUCAGGGGAACCCGGAUGGUCAUUCCGGUUCAGGUUCGUCGGUUGGUCAUGGAAAACGCUCAUGGGCCGGCGCAUCUCGGCAUAUCAGCAAUGAAACGUCGCCUCCGCGCGGCGGUUUGGUUCCCUGGAAUGGAUACAUCCAUUGAACAAUUCGUCAAAUCAUGCAAUAAGUGCCAAAUCUUCACACCAGCAGCCCCAAGCAAUACCGGACUUACCGCGGCCUCCCCGCCCCACCCAUGGUACAAUAUCUCGGCGGACUAUUUUGGCCCUAUUCCGGAUGGCAGGCACAUCUUAGUGGCCAGGUGCGACCUGACCCGUUUCCUGGCAGCGCUAUUCGUACGGACACCAUCAACAGAACACACCAUUGGGGCUUUUCGCCACAUAUUUGGCAAGUAUGGGGUUCCCACGGGGCUGCGGACGGACAAUGGGGCGGCAUUCACCAGCCAGGCCUUUGCCCGGUUUGUGGAUGAGGUCGGUAUAGUGCACUCGUUGUCUCCCCCUUACCACCCACGGAGCAACCCGGCUGAGUGUGCCAUGAAGGUGGUGGGCAAAGCCAUCAAAAUGUCCGACCAAACGCCGGCGGGAAUGGAACAUGCGCUGAGUGAAACGCGUUUUCACACCCACAAUAUUUGGGGGAAGCAAGGCGGUUCUAUUACGCGAUAUCUUAAUAUUGCGUUGUGCGUCACUCAACGGUCCCAUCACAGACCAACCAAGUUUUGUCUCAAUAGCGUACGGAGCCAGAGGAUUGGCCUCAUUGCCCACAAUCACAGCCAAGGGUCGAAGAGCGGCGGGAGUAUCAGCACCAAUUAG
Molecule: messenger RNA, 2439 nt
Organism: Tigriopus californicus
Lineage: Eukaryota; Metazoa; Arthropoda; Copepoda; Harpacticoida; Harpacticidae
Exons: 1
Coding region: 1-2439 (812 amino acids)
Biological process (GO): DNA integration
Molecular function (GO): nucleic acid binding
Source: RefSeq, a predicted model, not a curated record